UAACACUAACACACUAUGACGAACGUCAUCAACGUGCGCCUCCUGUUGUGUUGUCCGCGCUAUUUAGCAGCGUGUUUUGGUUAGUGGUGUGCUACAACUGCCGUUACGGGCAUAGUUUUCUUUUUUCUACAACGUGUCAUUUCUUAGUUAUGGAUAUGGACAGUGCCAGAUUGGUGGUGCUGCAGACCCUGACUCAGGCCACCAGCCAGGACACAGCGGGGCUGAAGCCUGCAGAGGAGCAGCUCAAACAGUGGGAGACCCAGCCCGGAUUCUACUCUGUCCUCCUGAAUAUUUUCAACAACCACAUGCUUGACGUGAAUGUCAGGUGGCUUGCUGUGCUCUACUUCAAAAAUGGCAUUGACCGCUACUGGAGGAGAGUGGCCCCACAUUCCUUGUCGGAAGAGGAGAAGACAUCACUGCGUGCUGGUCUAAUUACAAAUUUCAAUGAGCCAGUCAACCAGAUCGCCACCCAGAUUGCAGUGCUGAUAGCCAAGGUGGCCCGUUUGGACUGUCCCAGACAGUGGCCAGAGUUGAUUCCCAUUCUGAUGGAGUCUGUGAAGGGCCAGGAUGGCCUGCAGCAACACCGAGCCCUGCUCACCUUCUACCACGUCACCAAGACCCUGGCAUCUAAGCGUCUGGCCCAGGACCGGCGCCUCUUUGAGGACCUCGCAUCGGGGAUCUACAGCUUUGCCUGUUCCCUGUGGAGCCACCACACCGACUGCUUCCUCCAGCAGAUCUACGCCAGUGACGAGGCCGCCGCUCUCAGUUCGCUGGAGAGGACGCUGCUGUCACUUAAAGUGCUUCGCAAACUGACAGUGCAUGGAUUCCAGACGCCGCAGCAAAAUAUGGAAGUGAUGGGCUUCCUGAAUGCCGUCUUUGAGAGGCUAAAACAGUUCCUGGAAUGCUGUCGCCGAGUUGGAAAAGACGGCACAUGCAGAGAGAAGCUGGAGAAAACAAUUAUACUUUAUACUAAAGUGUUGCUCGACUUCCUGGACUACCACCCGGUUGCAUUUAUCUCGCUGAUCCAGCAGUCCCUGGAGUUUGCGGUCAGCUACCUGUUCACGCACGUCGGAGAGGGGGUCACCUUCGAGCGGUUCACCGUGCAGUGCAUGAACCUCAUCAAGAUGAUCCUCCAGAACCACACGUAUAAACCUGCCAAGAACAUCGAAGACAGCAAGCCUGAGAGUCUGGAGGCUCACAACAUCAAGACGGCCUUCUUCACACACCCCACGCUGACGGAGAUCGGACGUCGGCUCGUCUCACACUACUUCCUCCUCACCGAGGAAGAGCUGGCCUUGUGGGAGGAGGACCCCGAGGGCUUCGCUGUAGAGGAAACGGGUGGGGACUCCUGGAAGUACAGUCUAAGGCCAUGCACAGAAGUACUCUUCCUAGAUUUGUUCCACAAAUUCAGCCAGACCAUGACACCGGUGCUACUGGAGAUGGUGCAGAACCUGCAGGGACCGACUAACGUGGAGGAUCCCGUUCAGUUGCUGAUAAAGGAUGCAGUGUACAAUGCAGUGGGCCUGGCAGCGUAUGAUCUUUUCGACAACGUGGAUUUUGACGAGUGGUUCAAAAACCAACUUCUAGGGGAGCUCCAGGUCAGCCAUCACAGGUACAAGCUGAUCCGGAGACGGGUCAUCUGGCUCAUAGGCCAGUGGAUAUCUGUGAAGUUCAAAUCCGACCUUCGACCUCUACUCUACGAGGUCAUACUGAGCCUCAUGCAGGAUCCGGACCUGGUGGUGCGGAUCGAGACUGCCACUACUUUGAAGCUCACAGUCGACGAUUUUGAAUUCAGGACUGAGCAAUUUCUUCCAUACUUGGAGUCAAUCUUUGGGCUGCUCUUCCAGUUGCUGCAGCAGGUGACGGAGUGCGACACAAAGAUGCAGGUGUUGCAUGUCAUCUCCUGCGUCAUCGAGAGGGUCCACAUCCAGAUCCGGCCAUACGUAGGCUGUCUGGUGCAAUACCUGCCUCUGCUCUGGAAACAGUCUGAGGAUCAUAACAUGCUGCGCUGUGCCAUUCUCACCACUCUCAUCCACCUUGUCCAGGGCCUCGGAUCAGAGAGCAAGAACCUGUAUCCCUUUCUUCUUCCUGUCAUCCAGCUGAGCACUGAUGUGUCGCAGUCUCCACAUGUAUACCUCAUGGAGGAUGGACUGGAGCUGUGGUUGGUCACGUUGGAGAACAGCCCUGCCAUCACCCCGGAGCUACUCAGGAUUUUCCCCAACAUGUCAGCCUUGCUUGAGCUGACCUCAGAGAACAUGCGGACCUGCUUCCAAAUCAUCAAUGCCUACAUCUACCUGUCUGCGACCGAUUUCCUUCAGAACUAUGCAGAGGCCCUGUGUCGAUCCUUCUGUCAUCUUCUCAAAGACAUCACUAAUGAAGGACAAGUUCAAGUGCUCAAGGUGGUGGAAAUAGCGCUGAAGGUAAGCCCCAUACUGGGGGCCCACAUGUUCCAGCCCCUGCUGCCAGCUGUCCUCCGAGGCGUCGUAGACGGAGAGAGGUACCCCGUGGUGAUGUCGACUUAUCUGGGCAUCACAGGCCGUGUCCUGCUGCAGAACUCCAGUUUCUUCUCCUCUCUGCUCACACAGAUGGCCUCUGAGUGCAACCAGGGGAUUGACCAGUUGCUGGGCAAUGUGAUAGAGAUGUGGGUAGACCGCAUGGAUAACAUCACCCAGCCUGAAAGGAGGAAGCUUUCGUCCCUGGCCCUGCUCUCUCUUCUCCCAUCGGACAACAGUGUGAUCCAGGACAAGUUCUGUGGCAUCGUCAACAUCUGCGUGGAGGCGCUGCACGACGUGAUGACCGAGGACUCUGACACGGGCACCUCCAGAGACUGCAUGCUGAUGAGCAAUUUUGAGGAGCCCAAACUAAGUGAGGAUGAGGAGCCACCCACUGAGCAGGACAAGAGGAAGAAACUGGCCAGCAGACAAGUUCCUGCUGGCUCUGAAGGCCCACCACUGGAAGAGAGUGGUGAGGAAAAGAAGGUCGUGAGCAAUAGACUGAAGCUGGCCCUUGAGGACCCGGUGCACAGCGUGUCCCUGCAGCAGUUUGUGUACGAGAAGCUGAAGGCCCAGCAGGCGCUGAUGGGGGACCAGGCCUUCGGUGUUCUGAUGGAGACAGUGGACACAGAGAUCGUCCGGCAGCUCCAGGAGUUCCUGCGAGGCCUCUGAGGCAAAGCCCCCCCUUCCCAACACACACACACACACACACACACACACACACACACACACACACACACACACACACACUGGUCAUACCUGAUAUCUGUCAUCUACUGGAAGGGCAGAGGACAUCGGACCCCAACAAACCCACAUACAAACACCCUGCCCCCUAGUUCAGCCUUAUCAAUAUUCUGACUGGACCAUGACUACCAUCUGCAGCUUUACUCCUUCCACUUCUAUCCUUAAGCCCAAAUUAAUUAGCUUUGAUGUUCCUUGGCCCAACUCGCAUCCUAGCUACACACAAGCACCGUUGUGGUUGUUUUUAGCCCCGGACAAACCUUCAAGUCCCUGUUAAAGUGCCGUAGAGCUUCCAUUCCUGUACUCUUGCGACGUUAAAUUUCCUGUUGUUUAAGAAGAAGGGAUAGAAUUGUGGAGGGAAGGCAAAAUUCAAAACUGUGUGCGUGUGUAAGAAUAGAUGCAGUAGGAUGCAGAAUGAUAUAGCGGAAAAGGAAAUUGUUGCCAGAAGGGGCGCCACAGACUUUCUCAUGGAGAAAACCAAACGGAUCGGAGGUUGAAGAAGUGCGGAUGGCCUCCACUUGACGGACCGAAGCAGUGUUUACAGAACCCAAUUCUCCCAGAAGAGUUUCAUGAAAGAACAAUGUCAUUUUGUACAUAUGUUAGGAACGAAUGAUAUGACUGCGUGAUGAGUUUUGGAUUUUUAGUUUGCUUUUAUUUCUUGAUUUGUUUUCAACAAUUUGAUAUUUUCUUAUUAACCAGGUUCAAGUGACUACUGAGAGAUCUAGAGACCAUCUUUUAUUUUUUAUUUGGGAGGGGGGAAUUCAUCUAAUUAACUGGGUGAUUCAAAGUGGUUAAUUUGUAAAAACCACGUUUGUAUUUGUAAUAUUUCCUGCUGCUAAUUCAUGGUGUGUUAGAGCACUUUAAUAACCAAAAUAAGUGAUGUUCAGAACGCCUUGGUUUUUCUCUUGGUGUCACACUCCACCAGGAGGCGCUGAAGCUAAAUCAAUUUUUAUUUCAUUUAACACUUUUCAUAGUUUUGUUAUGAUAGCCACAACUAUGUUAUCCUUCGCAGCGUGUACAGUCAAAGCCAGCUACGCACACCAGGCCAUACAUUAGUGAUUAGGCCGUACCCAGUUAGUCAAAUAUAGAUGAGGACAAAUGUGAUCGUCCACAAAUAUAUGUUGAGACGUUUGGUAGUACCCAAACCAAAUUAAUCAUGACUAGAAUCGUUGACAACCACAUUGGAUUACCUGAGUCUGGCAAGUCUGUGGUAUAUUCUUUUAUUUAGGGGUAAUUAGUUUUAUUUUUAUGAAAUUCAAUCUAUAUAUAACUGAACGCAAUUGCCGAUGUGAAUCAGAUUGAAAAUAUCCGAUCACAAUGUAUGUUAUUAUCAUUAUUAUGGGUUUCUUAGCGUUCUCGGCCACCGCUAAGAGAUGGACCCCUUGCUAACUAUCGCGAUCCUGUGAUGGUCGGCUAGCAGGGGUAAUCACAGCCUUAUGCUUGAAGCCUUAUCUCUCAUUAUCCGUGGCCUGGGUGAAAGGGGACUUGCAUUUCAUCUAUUUUUGAGCUACACUAUAGAGGGUUUUUUAUUAUUUAGUUUUCAUUUGACAGUUUGUGUAGAGAUGGCUAGGACAAGGUUUUAGAACACAGCAUGCACCAGAGGCAAUUUUUGGUUUACUGAAUUUCCUGGUAUAGCAGGAGUGCAUCUUUGUUUAUUUUUUGCGUUUCAAACCCUUCAAUAAAAGUCAUUACUCUACCAAAA
Gadus morhua (Atlantic cod) is the source of this 4935-nucleotide messenger RNA. RefSeq names its product importin 11 (gene ipo11). Gene Ontology annotation, cellular component: nuclear envelope; cytosol. NCBI's taxonomy places the organism in Eukaryota, Metazoa, Chordata, Actinopteri, Gadiformes, Gadidae. The transcript is spliced from 31 exons. Gene Ontology annotation, molecular function: small GTPase binding. Bases 150 to 3164 code for a protein of 1004 amino acids. The record is from RefSeq and is a predicted model, not a curated record. Gene Ontology annotation, biological process: protein import into nucleus.